UAGGCAUUCAGGGGUGGGGCUUCCUUCAGCCAUCUGCCUGAGAUAUGGGAGGGAGCUGGAGAGAGAAGGAGGGGGAGAGGCUGCCAGAGAGGAAGAGAAAAGAAAGGAAGAAACGCUAGAAAGAAAAAGGAAGGGGAACGGGAUAAAGGGAGAUCAGUAGCCCGCCCCGAAAUAGCUAGCCUGGGGGGGCGGGGGGAGCUGUGGAGGUGCGCCCCAGCAGGACUGCCCUGAAGGGCUCAUCCUCCGUGCCGUUUGGUUUAUGGAGGAAAAGAAAAUGGUCACUCAGGGUAACCAGGAGCCAACAACAACUCCUGACGCAAUGGUUCAGCCUUUUACUACCAUCCCGUUUCCACCACCUCCACAGAAUGGAAUUCCCACAGAAUAUGGAGUGCCACACACUCAGGACUAUGCCGGCCAGACCAGUGAGCAUAACCUGACCCUCUACGGAAGUACGCAAGCCCACGGGGAGCAGAGUAGCAACUCACCCAGCACACAAAACGGAUCUCUCACGCAGACAGAAGGGGGAGCACAGACAGAUGGCCAGCAGUCACAGACACAAAGUAGUGAGAACUCAGAGAGCAAAUCCACCCCUAAACGGCUGCAUGUCUCUAAUAUUCCCUUUCGCUUCCGGGACCCCGACCUCCGACAGAUGUUUGGGCAGUUUGGCAAAAUCCUAGAUGUAGAAAUAAUCUUUAAUGAACGUGGCUCUAAGGGAUUCGGGUUCGUAACUUUCGAGAAUAGUGCUGAUGCAGACAGGGCCAGGGAGAAAUUACACGGCACCGUGGUAGAGGGCCGUAAAAUCGAGGUGAAUAAUGCUACAGCACGUGUAAUGACCAAUAAGAAGAUGGUCACACCAUAUGCAAAUGGUUGGAAAUUAAGCCCCGUAGUUGGAGCUGUAUAUGGCCCUGAGUUAUAUGCAGCAUCCAGCUUUCAAGCAGACGUGUCCCUAGGCAAUGAUGCAGCAGUGCCCCUAUCAGGAAGAGGGGGUAUUAACACUUACAUUCCUUUAAUCAGUCUCCCUUUAGUUCCUGGCUUCCCUUACCCGACUGCAGCCACCACGGCAGCCGCUUUCAGAGGAGCCCAUCUGAGGGGCAGAGGGCGGACGGUAUAUGGUGCGGUCCGAGCGGUACCUCCAACAGCCAUUCCCGCCUAUCCAGGUGUGGUUUACCAGGACGGAUUUUACGGUGCUGACCUCUAUUCAGCUGAAGACACGUUAACAUCUCACUCUAAAUCUCUCAGUGGAGUCUCUGUUCCCUUCUCUGAUAUAACAGAUGGGGCGGAUACGCAGCCUACAGAUACGCACAGCCCGCUACUGCAACCGCGGCCACAGCUGCCGCCGCCGCCGCCGCGGCCUACAGCGACGGUUACGGCAGGGUGUACACAGCCGACCCGUACCACGCCCUUGCCCCUGCCGCUAGCUACGGAGUUGGCGCUGUGGCGAGUUUAUACCGAGGUGGCUACAGCCGAUUUGCCCCCUACUGAAGUGACGUGAGACCCUGCAAAUGGGACAGCCCCCCAGUUCAUGAGGCCUGGCUAUUGCAAUAUUUACUAGUAGAGGAACUCUAUAGCAAGAUGAAGAGGAAAAACAAACAAACAAACAAAAAACACAAAAAAAGAGAGAAUACUUUUUUAUACCUCACUAUGUUCUUUGAAUAUGUAUUUUUUCCUUUACAUUUCUGCCUUUAAUUCUUUUGUUCCAAAGAUUGUGCAUUUUUUUCUUUUUUUUCUUUUUUUUUUUUAACUGUGGUAAAAAAAAAAAAAAUAAUGCAUUUCCAUGUCUGUAUGUCCGUGCUUAGCUUAUUCUGUCAAUCACGGAAGAGGCAGUUAAUGAGGAAGGGGAGACCUUAGGAGCUGAUGAAUGCAUGUGAUCAGAAAUCAGCAGACAGAGCUACCAAAGUGUAUCCGGUGCUGAAUGGCUGGGGGACGAGCAGAAGUGGAGGAGAUCUGUCUGCAACAGGAUAUUCUUCUAGUCUUCUGAGUUUCUGGUCUUCGGCAGGCAAUUCUGCUUGGCUGUGGCUGGAAUCCACAUGCUGAUAGAUGACAGGAAUUUGUGCUUGCAAAGCAGGAGGAUUAAAAAGACACUUUCCUCUCCUCUUCCCUCCUGUCUUCUCCAUUCUUUUUACAAUCAUCUUACCUGCACAGCCUGAGACAGUUGGCAUCGUUUUUGGAAUUAUAAUAUUAAUAUUUCCAAACAUGCUCUCAGACUGUGGAUAAUAAACACCUCAUUAGGAAACCGAUCUCAGAAUGAACUCUGGAGUGUGAAAAAGAUCAUUCUUUUCUUUCCUGAGAUCCUAGCAUUCCUGCUGGGCUGCUUCCCUUUUCUCUGAACCACAGCUUAGCUCAUCUGUCCUUCUAUGAACUCCCUGCUCCCAAGUCCUCAAGAGUCAGGAAUUUAGGACCCAGGGACAGGAGAAUAAAUAGCCAGCAACCAGAUCUCCCGGCUUGAGGGUUUAGAAGUACCAAGUGUUGGGAGCCAGUAAAGAGGGUAAGGAAGAGAAAAGGGAUAUCAGAUGAUGUCUGGCAGGGCUCUGAUAUUCCUGUGCUUUUCUCUUGCAUCAGGAGGUCAGUACAAGGUAUGAAACAUAUGGAGAGUGUUGGCAAAAGAUAAAGCUCCGAGUCCCGGGGCAGCUGUCCCUGGAAGUUUGUGGUGAUCGGGGCAUGUGAGGGCAGGCAAAGGCACUUUGUACUAACUAGCUCCAAAGCCAUAGGAAUUCCCAUUUUCCAGAGCAUUCUGUGAGCCACUUCUCUGUCCAUGGUCUUGAGCUCUCGUGGCCACUCCGCCCGGCUUCUCAUUUUCCUCCAAAGACACCCAGCAGAGCACUCGACCGCUUGGCAUACAUGAACACUACAGGAGAUAAAACCCAGAGCCCCUGAGGCUCCUCCCCUCCCCUGGUGGAAGGAGGGUGUGUCCUGGCAAGGAUCUCCUCUCACGUGUUGCCAGGAAGUUGUGUGGUGACCACAGCGGUGAGUCACUGCUAUGGCUCCCUGGCUUUGAUUUUAUACAUAUUGACAAGGUAGGGGAGAAGGUGUUUCUCUUCUAGCUAUUAGCUGUUAAUGAUAAAGGCAAGGGUCCUGCAGCAUUUCCAAAAUGAAAGCAUUAGAAAACAGAAAAGCACGGUCUGUUUGGCUCCCUGGUCUAUUCACAUUGGUACUAGGGUGACCUCUCACCCAAGGGAUAGCUGCUAAAGGGAGUAAUUCAGAGACAUGGAGCUUCUGGUUUGUUAUAGGUUUGUUUUCCAUUUGUUUUGUUGUUGUUUUUUCUUUUUUUUUUACUCCUGCCUCCGCACGUGUUCUUGACUGAUAACUGAUUCAUGUCCCUGAAUUAAAAUGACUGACAUAUGACAGCAUCAAGCAUUCUUUGUAAGCAGAGUGAUCUAUCCGGGAGGGACUGGCCUGUUGUGUAAAAUACCUAUCUUCUCCCCCUGUGAAACCCUCUCUCUCCUGAUGACUGGGAGGAGAGGCUGUGCCUGAAACGAGGGGAGACAUCAACGGAGCUAGAGGCCUCGAUGCAGUCUUACUGAUUCUGGGGAGGAAUGCAUGGAAUAGGGGACGCCAUACUGCCCGAGGCCAUUGGCCAUUUGUAAGGGUUCCCCUCCCCAAGCCAAAGUUUGGUUUGUUGCUGUUAAGACAAUUUUUGUUGUAUGUAUAUAAAUAUUUUAGUUAGAGGAAGGGGUAUAGGAUGUGGGGCUUUCACAGUUCUAGAGAAUGGGGGCAGGGAGGAUUUUUUUUCUUUUUUCUUUUGCUUUUGUUUUGAGGGAGAGCUUUUACUCACUAAAGAAACAGAAAUUUCAUGUCAUGUUCAAAUAGGGGCCAUUCACAGAAAUGGCAAGCCACUGCUCAGUGGAGAUAAGGCCAAAUUUUAAAUGGUUGUGUCUGUAGCAAGGGAGGAGAAUCGGGGAAUGAGUUUAGUAAUUUUCUCUUCUUUUUUCCAAGAAAGAGACAAGGAUGGUGGGCAAGGUAGAGAAGGCAGCUCCCACUGCCCUUUUAAAAAGAGGCAGAAGCUCGAGCUUGGGCUACCUUUACUGCAGUUCAGUUCAGCUGGUUCUGGCUGAGGACUCCAUAGGCAAGCUCUGUACGUUCUGCUGCAUUUCCAGGGAUGGUUGUAAUCCGGCUUCCUCCAGCUCCCUUUUCUAAGGAAGGCUAAGCAGACUUCCGCUUUCGCUCAAGGGCCUCUGCUCUUCGGUGUCAGCACCGAGAAUUGGAGCUCUUGUGAGCACCUAGGUGAGAUCGUAGCGGCCUCCCCAUCCCCUUUUGAACUCUGAGACUCCGUACAGCCUGCUUCAUCCUCAAAGCACCAGUGCUUGUCUGCUCCUGGCUCUGGUUCCCACUGGACUAAGAAACAGAGUUGGAAGAGAGUUUGGCAUCUGUGGGUUCGUUAGAGGAUGCUGGUUGAUGAUUCCAAAAAACACUGAUGCUGAAUCCCAGCACGUGAAUGCUUUCAACAGCUUUACUAUAGCUCAUGACGUGGACUUCUGUACUUAGCGUCUUACUCCUAGAAGCCGGGCUCCUUUAAGGAGACCGCUAGUGAAAACCUUUAUCUCCUAACCCUUUUUCAGCCAGGAGAGCUGCCCUUAGGUCUUUUCUGGAAUCCCUUGUGUUCCAUGGUCCAGCUCCCACAACCCCUGGCUCAACCAUUGUGACUCAUCGUUUUUAAGGCUCUCAGGUUUUCCCAAACUUCCAUCACCACCAUCCUCUGACAGCCACAGGUGGGAUUGAGCCAAUGUUAUUUUUCCUUGAAAAAGAAGGGGACUGGGACUCACCUCUUCGUUUAAGGGGAGCUAGUGGAGAUUAUUCAAUAAAAACCAGUGGUAGCAGCUUUUCCUCACAAGUCUAACUCCUCAGGGGCUAAAUUGCUCUUACUUUAGGUUCCCGUUCCUAGCAAUGUAGCAGACAAGUAGGUGAGCACCACCCCCAUCACCAGUCACUUAGCUUCCAGGUGGGAGGGAGGUAUAAACUCGGGAUUGAAGCCGCCCUGACGAUCUGCCAGAGGGGCUUCCUAACUCCCCUUCCCUUGGACAGGAGAAUGGGGCCAAGCCAGGGCCCCUCUGGAAGGCACGCCAGCCAGAAAGGGGAGGGAAACUACUCGCCCCCUUCCCUCUCACCAAGUCCAGCCUCCUCUGCUGCUUGCAACCUCUAGCACAGUAACGUUCGCAGAAUUGCAGAUUCCCCCCUCCCCAUGAUAGGAAGAAAGGGACUUUGGGGGGUGGGAAGGGAUAGCGGUGUUUUAAAAAGCAUAAGUUACCUGUUUGCACUGUUUUAAGAUAGGAAAAAAGAAUAGUGGGCAAGAUGAACAUCAGACGUAAAUUUGUGUGUUUUUAUUUUGUCAUGCUCUUGAAAAUGUCUGACCAUUUGUAGUAUAGACACCAGUGAGACUUGCUUCUGUUACAUAAAACACUAAAUUUUUUUUUCUGUUUUUGGUAAUGUUACGUCCAGAAGCCUCUUCCCUCCCUUUCCCUUUCCCUGUGUACUUCCUCCAUACUUGCUUUACUGAUCAACCAGGCAAUAGCCAUCCAAGAGCUAGAGCAUGAAGCAGGGCCCUUUCCAAGUAGGCUCCGGCGGUCCUAAGCCAGUGCGCGCCCCCUGGUUUAGUAAGCACAAUGGAGUCCCUGGCACCUGGCUUUAAAAUAAGGCUCACAGACCGGCCUAUGGCAAGUUCUCCAAUUCCCGAAUCAGAUGCACUAGGAAUGAGGAGCCGAGGGCAGAGGGGAUUCCUCAAGUUAUCCAAGUUGGCUGUAGUAGCUGUUCUUACCCAUGUUACCGGAACUGUAGCCAGUUACAGUUUACUCAGGAAAACGGUAGAUCAAUUCAGCCAUGGUAGUGCUGGUUGGCAGGGAUUGGUAACCGAGAGAACUGCUCAUCAGCCAAACUCAGACCUUGCCUUUUAGGAGCCUGCCAGCGGGGGGCCCAGUGAUGCCGGAGGGCUCCCUCGGCCACACUGGCAAGCAAAAAGGGAACAUCAAUUCUCUUUCCUCUCCUCCUCCCUCCCCGCCCCGUUAACAACAUCAGAUUCCCAGGGGGUCCGUGCGGUUUUGACUUUUUAAAAAGUGACUUUUGGUUUGGUUUUACUGGGGACUGAUAAGUGCUUUAAGCAAGUCUACACCCCAUUGAGACUCCCAGCUUAGCCGUUUUCUGGUAUUUUUCUGUUCACAGUAUUUUCGUGUGUGUGUGCUGUGUUCUGGCAGCUGACUCGGGCUGUAUUAUCUAUCGAAGAGUGAUGAAUUGAUCCUCUUUUUUCCCUAAGGGAUAUGAAUUGUUUUUUUUUUCUUGUGUUAUAAUUCUGCUUGUGAAUAGCUGGAGCAAACCUGGGGCCUGACACACGUAAGCUAGGGCUGCAAAGUGCUGACAGGGCCGGUGGGGUUGACUUGUCCCUGACAGGCUGACCUACCUGCGUCUCUGAGCUUUUCAGCCCAAAUCUUUGCAAGGCUAAAAAUGCCACAGAACCUCUCCUCUCCUCCCCACUCCCCGUGGCAGGGACUGGACCAUCCCAACAUGCGACAUGCAGCUUCUCCGGCCCCCUCCCAUUGCCAUGGCAAAACAGGUACCUUUGGGGCAUGGGGGCAUCACAUGGGAUGCUUGUAUAAUUGACCACCUCGCCUUCUCUCCCCACCCCCACCCCCAGAGUCACUUCCUAGGACACCCGAGCUGCUUGCCCAGGGUCCUGUUUCCCUGCGAACUCCAGAGAAGCACCCCCGGGCUUUGUGACAGCCUCUUAACUCCCUCCCCUUCUUGUUAAGAAUCCUAUUGUAUAGUAGCUUUCAGACCAUACAGUAUUCAUUGGGUUACUCCUAUUAUUAUCAAGUAGCUGGAAUUGUGAAGGUCGGAGUAGUUAGAUCUUUAGCUUUUAUUCCUUAUUUUUUUGUAUUACUAUCCAUGUGUAUAAAUUAUUGAUCAUGUUGCUGGCUUUUAUAAACUCCAAGCGAAGGAGGAGCGCCGCCUCUGCCUUUGCAAACGGUAAUGAAGCACUGUUUUUAAAUAAAAGAGAGAAACACCGUU
Leptonychotes weddellii (Weddell seal) is the source of this 6993-nucleotide messenger RNA. The record is from RefSeq and is a predicted model, not a curated record. NCBI's taxonomy places the organism in Eukaryota, Metazoa, Chordata, Mammalia, Carnivora, Phocidae.